Saprolegnia parasitica CBS 223.65 is the source of this 2007-nucleotide messenger RNA. RefSeq lists its product as hypothetical. Gene Ontology annotation, biological process: lipid metabolic process. The transcript has 2 exons. The record is from RefSeq and is a predicted model, not a curated record. Lineage: Eukaryota; Oomycota; Saprolegniomycetes; Saprolegniales; Saprolegniaceae. Bases 1 to 2007 code for a protein of 668 amino acids.
AUGAAGUGCGAGCUGCAAGAGCCGUCGCCGCCCAUGAGCUGGCGCAGCGUCGCGCUCUCCUUGGUCGUCGCCGACUUUACGGCCUUCCUCCUCCGCAUCGCACUCGAGGUCUACCACUAUACUGUCAUGACCCUCGUGCACCCGUGGCUACUCGACGCUGCGACCUUUCUUUCCGUACAUGCGCGCAUCAAGGACGACCAGCCCGUCGACGGCGCCUUCCGCGGCUACCAUGUGGCCAGCUGGGUCAUCUACGCCAUCGCACUCGUGGGGUCCAUGGCCGCGAGUCUCGAGCUGCGGACGCCGAUUGUCAUGAGCAGUCUCUCGAUCACAUGUCUCUGCUUCAUCGCUGAGAUGUUUAUGGUGUCGUCGAUCCUCGUGCUCGAGAAGGCCGAAAACGGCGCCGCACCGCUCUUCCUCCACCACUACAUCCACUUGCUCGCGGUCGUCGGCGCGUGCAUCUUGGCCAUGGUCGCCGACGCGUCAAUCGGCUCGCUAUCAUCCGACGCGUCGUUUGGCUCGCUGCUGUUGUGCGUUGCCGCAGUCACGAGUACGUACGGUCUCGGCGGUAUCAUUUCCAAGGACACGCCGGGCUGGCGCUUCUUCCAGCCAUUCCGGGGCGGCGGUCGCUUCGUCCGCCUCCAGUUCAUGGCCUGGACAACCUUUUCCAUCUCACUGCUGCUGCAGACGCUCUUCCUCCUCUCGUUUCUCGUCAUCGAGCUGGAAGUUGUCGUGGGUCUCAUGGGCUACGCGGCAGCCUCGGCGCUCUUCUCGCAGCUGAGUAUGAUGGUGAGCCUCCACGUGUACCAAGGCCCCGAAGUCCCCGCCCCCGUGACGCCGUGUUCGCUCGACUUGGCCGUCACGACGCUCCUUUGCAACCUCACGCUUUUCGGGUACCUCCCGUUUACAAUUCCGUUCAUGUACUCGGACCUCUCGUGGCGCGCGGCAGCGGUCUACAGCGCGUCGUACAUUGCGGGCACAACCAUCAUGGCGAUCGCGAUGCCGUCCAUGACGGCGUACUACGACCGUGUCACUAGCAAACGCGCGUCGGCCAAGUACCAUCCCAAGGUGUGGCUGUGCCCCAUCUUCUUCUACAGUCUCCCGCUCGCGUCCAUCCUCUACCACUACGUGCACGCGCUUCCUGCGCUCGCAUCGACGAUCGUCAUGGGUGUCGCGUGGUACCUCUACUACAUUGGCACGAUGGUGGGCAUGCCGGCGCAAACCGGCUGUCGCUUUCGCCGAUCGUUUAUCGCAACUGGAAACCCCGUCAUGGAGGCGGUCGCGCGCUACUUUUCAGCGACAGUGCUAGCUUCGGGGCCAUUGGACCCGUCGGCCACGUACGUAUUUGGCUUCCACCCGCACGGCAUCACGCCGCUCACGGUCAUGUGGCUCCAGUUCUCGUCGUCGUGGCGAGCCUUGUACCCGAAUGUGUUUGCGUGCCCGCUCUCGGCGUCCGUCGUGCACUACAUUCCGCUCCUGCGCGAUGCUAUCCAGCUCUUUGGGGCGCGCGAGGUUUCCCGUAGGACGUUUGCCGCGUCGCUCGCGUCGCAGCAGUCGAUCAUGGUCGUGCCCGGCGGCCAAGCAGAGAUGCUCCAGUCGCACUCGGGCAUGCGCCAAGUGCGCGUGUACACGGGUCACCGCGGGUUUCUUCGGCUGGCGCUCGAGCACGGCACACCGCUGGUGCCCGUGCUCAGCUUCCAGGAAGGCGAGGUCCUCGACAACGUCCAGUACCCUGCGCUGCAGCAGUGGAGUGUGAAGAAAUUCGCGGUCCCGUGCCCGUUCUUCCCGUACGGACGCUUUUACCUUCCGAUCCCGCGGCGGGUGCCCAUGACGGUGGCUGUCGGCGCACCGAUUCCCGUCACCAAGUGCGAUGCGCCGACGACCGACGACGUCCGUCGGCUCCACGAGGUUUACUUUACGGCGCUCCGAACGCUCUUCAAUACGCACAAGGCGGCGGCGGGCUGCGACGACUUUGAGCUCGUGUACAUUGAGCCCUCAAAACAUGAAUAA